Molecule: messenger RNA, 356 nt
Organism: Desarmillaria tabescens
Lineage: Eukaryota; Fungi; Basidiomycota; Agaricomycetes; Agaricales; Physalacriaceae
Exons: 1
Coding region: 38-271 (77 amino acids)
Source: RefSeq, a predicted model, not a curated record
AUCCCGCAAGCAGGUAGCAAGCUUCGUUUUGGCAUCAAUGAUGCCGUUGAAGCCGCUGACAAAAUCAUUCCGUCUUUGCUUGAUUCCAAUGCUAAAUGUGAUUUGUGCAAUCUCCAUCCGGCAGAUAUCUAUCCUGUUCUCAGGUUACUUCCCCCUGCUAACGCCAUUCGAGGGCAUUGGGAGCAAUACCAAAACCUUAAUAUAUCAGCAGCGUAGAGCUACUUCCUUCACUGCGAGCUCGCAGGUUCUGCGGCUACUGGAUAAUAGAUAACGGUUGGUAUAACAGCGUCUUUGGGGGGCCGUGAUAUGAACACUUGAUUUAUACCACAGAACGACGAUGUCUCAGAUUCUGAUCG